AUAAAAACAAAUAAUUCAUCGAUUUUAGCUUAUAAGACGCAAUAUAAACGAUAUAAAUCGGCCAAUAUGUCGAAAGAUAGCGUAGAUGUCGCUAGUGUGUAUGGGGCCCUCGGUCCCCCAGUAGUGUUUUUGUCAUUGUUGAAAAAAUUAUAAUUUAUAUCAUCGUUAAUGCAGCCGAUGAAUUAAGUUUCGCUGUAGAGUUAUUAAUGAAGUGUUGUUAUGAACGGCAUGCUACCUAGUUUUACUCCGCCGGUGGUUAAACGGUUGCUAGGUUGGAAAAAGGGAACUGACGCCGACGACAAAUGGUGCGAAAAGGCAGUGAAGAGUUUAGUGAACAAAUUGAAAAAGUCCGGUGCAUUGGAGGAAUUGGAGCGCGCCAUUUCAUCGCAGAACCACAACACUAAGUGCGUUACAAUAGCCAGGGCCCGGCCGAACGCCGACAUCGGCAACAUCCAACAGCAAAGGAAGGGACUACCUCACGUUAUUUACUGUAGACUGUGGAGAUGGCCGGAUUUGCAGUCCCAGCACGAGUUGCGCUCCUUGGACCACUGUGAAUACGGAUUCGCUUUGAAGAAAGAUGAAGUCUGCGUUAAUCCCUACCACUACACGAGGAUCGAAACACCCACAUUACCCGCAAUACUAGUGCCCAGGCAUUCGUUAAAUGACGAAAACAACUUGUUUCAACAUUCGCUCGAAGAUUUGAGCACCUCAGUACCAGAAAAUACCUCCUUUCCCCAUCACAACACCAACACUUUAGGCUUACUGCAGCACCCGUCUAAUUACAUGGAAACUGUCGGAAUAUGCCCUAACGGUACCACAACGGGCAUGGAGUCUCCUCCGCACAGCGUGGUACCACCGACAGAAACACCACCACCCGGAUACAUGUCCGAAGACGGGGAUCCCAUCGAUUUGAACGACAACAUGAAUAUAUCCAGGAUGAGUCCGGUGGAUGCUCAGCCGGUGCUCUACUGCGAACCGGCCUUCUGGUGCAGCAUCAGCUACUACGAGCUGAAUACCAGAGUAGGGGAGACGUUCCACGCUAGCCAGCCCUCGAUAACCGUGGACGGUUUCACCGAUCCCAGUAACUCGGAGAGAUUUUGCUUGGGAUUGUUGUCGAACGUUAACAGAAACCCAGUGGUGGAGCAAACCAGACGGCACAUCGGGAAAGGAGUGAGAUUGUAUUAUAUAGGUGGUGAAGUAUUCGCUGAAUGUUUGAGCGAUUCGAGUAUAUUCGCACAAUCGCCGAACUGCAACCAACGGUACGGUUGGCAUCCUGCGACCGUGUGCAAAAUACCGCCGGGUUGUAAUUUGAAGAUAUUCAACAAUCAGGAAUUCGCCGCUUUGCUGUCGCAGUCGGUGAGCCAAGGCUUCGAGGCUGUCUACCAAUUGACCAGGAUGUGUACCAUACGGAUGUCGUUUGUCAAGGGCUGGGGUGCUGAGUACCGAAGGCAAACUGUGACGUCGACGCCCUGCUGGAUAGAGCUGCACUUGAACGGUCCCCUGCAAUGGUUAGAUCGCGUUUUAACCCAGAUGGGUUCGCCCAGGUUACCAUGUAGUUCUAUGUCAUAAAUAUAUGUAAGAUUUUCCACAGGAAGGAUCUACUUUAAGAAUUUUAACUAUGUAGCUAGUUUCGCUAAGAAUUUUUCUAUGUAAACUCGCGUUUAUGCAGAAAAGUUUCCUGAACUUUACAAGUACUGUUUAGAACAGUAGAUAAAAUUAUGAAUUGGGAUUUAUAUUUUCUGUGUAAGCAUUUUUUUGACUAUAUGUUAUUUUUUAGAUAUGUCAGAUUUAUUAGGGUAAUGACAUAAUUAUUAAUUAGUUUAUUAACAGGAUAGCUAUGUUUAAUUUAAGAAAAUAUCUGAAAGAUUUAUUUCGAUUGUGUGAAGUAUUUUUAAAAUUUUAAUUUGUUGAUUAAAUUUACUUAUUAGGCUAUUUCAAGGAAAAAUUGAUAAUUAUGCCCUUACUUUGUAAAUUGAUGUUUUGUGUAUUUUCAAGUUUUUAAAUUUUAUUACUAUAUUUUAAGUAUAUUGCUGUAUUUCACUAAAAUGAAGAAAUAAAUAUUAAGAAUGCUACGU
Molecule: messenger RNA, 2075 nt
Organism: Phyllotreta striolata
Lineage: Eukaryota; Metazoa; Arthropoda; Insecta; Coleoptera; Chrysomelidae
Source: the annotation of a GenBank genome assembly